Messenger RNA from Macadamia integrifolia, 664 nucleotides. Its product is annotated as 60S ribosomal protein L37a-1-like. Gene Ontology annotation, molecular function: structural constituent of ribosome. NCBI's taxonomy places the organism in Eukaryota, Viridiplantae, Streptophyta, Magnoliopsida, Proteales, Proteaceae. The transcript is spliced from 5 exons. The record is from RefSeq and is a predicted model, not a curated record. Gene Ontology annotation, cellular component: ribosome. Gene Ontology annotation, biological process: translation. The coding region runs from base 138 to 416 and encodes 92 amino acids.
UCAAUAAAAUACGUUGAAUCGCGUUCUAGUAUAUAUCAGACAUAUUGGGCUAGGGAUCGUGCAGUUCUUGCAUUCCCUGGAGGCGCUUCCUUCUGCAAGGAAAGGCAAAGAGGAGUUCGUGAGCUUAGGGAGCAAUCAUGACAAAGAGAACUAAGAAGGCUGGAAUUGUUGGCAAAUAUGGCACUAGGUAUGGUGCUAGUUUGAGGAAGCAAAUUAAGAAAAUGGAAGUCAGCCAGCACAGCAAGUACUUCUGCGAGUUCUGUGGCAAGUAUGCUGUGAAGAGGAAAGCAGUUGGUAUAUGGGGAUGCAAGGACUGUGGUAAGGUGAAGGCUGGUGGUGCUUAUACCCUCAAUACUGCUAGUGCAGUGACCGUGAGGAGCACCAUUCGUCGCCUGAGGGAGCAGACAGAGGGAUAAUUGAGCUGUCUUUGGUGGAGUAGGAUGGUUUUUGUAUUAUUUUUUGUGCCAAAGGUGCCCAGAAUUUUGUCUGAUUUAGUUCUGGUGAAUUAUCUAAUCGAGUUGAUGUUUAGAAGACUACUGCCAUAUCUAGAUCUCAUCAAUGGUAAUAUUUACCUUUUUUUGGGAUACUCCACCCAUUUGAUGAUUGUAACACAUUUUUUAUUGUAACUUUGGAUUUGCUCUAGCCAAAGUUGAUCAUUUUAUAA